AGUGUGGUUAAGUGAACAAGUUGAGUUUCAUAAUUUCAAGAGACAACAUUCCAAAGGAGGAGGAGAGCUCUGCAUUCUGCUCUUGAAGACCAUCGUUGGGUUGACGUGGCCUCAACGGCUCCCUAACCCGGCUCUCCAAAAUGCCAAAGGGGUGAGGCCUAGAUACUCCACCGGUCUCUCCAUCUUCCAUCCAUUGCGUCUGCAGAAGGUGAUCUCCACCAUGUGGGACCUCCUGGUGGGACCUCUUCCUCUGCUGGCGACCGUUUCCUUCUUUCUCGAGCCAGCCUUGGCCAAGCCAUUUGUCCAUCUGGUGUACAAGCAGAACGACACCUGUAUGGAUUUUAACGCCGCCCCAGCCUGUUUCGGUCCACCCAUGCCUGUCAGCGGUCUGAAGGGUUACCUGGUUGAAACGGUGCCUGCCAAUGCUUGUCUCCCCAUAAAGGCAGCCCCGGUUUCUAACCGGACUCCUUCUGGCUUCAUCGCCCUCAUCCGCCGAUAUGACUGUUCCUUCAACCUCAAAGUUUUCCAUGCCCAAGAAGCUGGGUACCGGGCAGCUAUCAUCUACAAUUUGUGCUCUGAUUUCUUGGUGAACAUGGCAGUCAGCUUGGAAGAGAGAAGACUGACGAUCAUCAUCCCGUCGUUGUUUAUCGGGCGGACAGCUUCCAAACUUUUGAGAAGGCAGGUUCAUUCAGCAAAGGAUACCCAAAUUAUGGUGGUGGUGCCCCAGAGUUAUUACAAUUCCUGCUCGGAUGAAACCUACGUGGCUCUUUGGGAAUUAGCUGUCUAUGACCUGCCGAUUUGGCCUGGUUACUGUUCUCAACAACUGUUCCUCAAAGUCCUCCAGGAGUUUGGGUUGCUGAUUAGCCUCAGCAUGGGCACCAGCUUCUUGCUGCUGGUCAGUUGGGUGAAAUGGGGCCGGCCCAACCAAGGUAUCCAAGUCAAGACCUUCAAGCAGGGCGACAGGUAUGACACCUGUGUAAUCUGCAUGGCGGAGUACGAAACAGGGGACCAGCUGAAGAUUCUUCCCUGCGCCCAUGUCUUUCACAUCACCUGUAUCAACACCUGGUUACUCAUCCAGCCCACGGUGGGGAAGACGUGUCCGAUCUGCAAACAGAAGGUCAACAGUGCAAUCUAGGGAGGUGGACGGAGAGGCGGUGGAGAAGAAACAGAGACGGCACCUCCAGAUACAGUGGGAGGAGUGGGGACAGAGA
Messenger RNA from Crotalus tigris (Tiger rattlesnake), 1211 nucleotides. RefSeq names its product E3 ubiquitin-protein ligase RNF167-like. NCBI's taxonomy places the organism in Eukaryota, Metazoa, Chordata, Lepidosauria, Squamata, Viperidae. The coding region runs from base 221 to 1135 and encodes 304 amino acids. The transcript has a single exon. The record is from RefSeq and is a predicted model, not a curated record. Gene Ontology annotation, cellular component: cytoplasm; nucleoplasm.